Messenger RNA from Sycon ciliatum, 6045 nucleotides. RefSeq lists its product as uncharacterized. The coding region runs from base 283 to 4533 and encodes 1416 amino acids. Lineage: Eukaryota; Metazoa; Porifera; Calcarea; Leucosolenida; Sycettidae. The record is from RefSeq and is a predicted model, not a curated record. The transcript is spliced from 23 exons.
UGUUGAAAAAGGAUCCGGAGUAGCUAUCUGAAUACAUGAUAACCCCCUCCUGAGUUUUCGUGGAAGCAAUUCUGUUUUGGCUGAAGUGCUGCAUGGUUUUCCUCUAGUAAUUGCGUAGAGGAGCUACAAGCAGGAACUAAUAUCUCACGUCAAUCAGCUCCUAAUGUUUCAUCUACUUUGAAAGAUUUUUUUUUAACUACCCAAUUUCGUCGAUCACUGAUCCACGGCAGACUAAUUGGACUGAUUUCCAGAAGAAAGGCGAUGAUACUCAGUGCGUAGUUGAUGAUGUCGCUUCGUCCGUCGAUCUUUGGCGCGCUGCAGCUAUCGUCUGCUCGUGCGUGUGGAGUAUCUGCUGCCAGGUACUGCUGCUGGUCCAGCUACAUGCAGUUCCAGCAGCCGGCUGUCGGGAGCCUGACUAGGAGAGUUCCACAUGGAAAGGUCGUCUCUAGAAGCAUGUGUGCCUCACAAAAGAGCAGCGCCAAGCAAGGGGACGAAGCAAGCCAGGAGGGAAUUUCUUCUGAGAAAGACGCCGACCUGGUGACUUUCUCGGUGAGACUUCUGCCCGACUGCGUGACACAUACACACCAGGACUUCACGUAUGCUCUCCAGGAGAGGAACGGAAAAGCUACUGAUGCGUCUGAAAUGGAGCAGGACGUGCUGCUUGCGGAUGCGGCGUCCUUGGCUGCCGUUGAUGCAUUUUCAAACAUCCGUGGCUUUGACAAUGAGCGGCAGAUAGUCUACAACCUUCUGGAACGAAGGAGACACCACGUGGGUUUCGUCUAUUCUAAGGCAGCUAACUGGAAGCUUCUUCUUAGCUCUGUCCUUGUGGAGCUGAAGAAUGGCAACGAACUAACAGCGACGAUGAACAAUGAGUUGUGUCACUGCCUGGACGACAUUCAGAAAGCGAUCGACGUCAGUCCUGUUCAACGGCUCCUCCACCUGUCAAGGCUCUUGUCGCAGAUCAUCACUGAAAGUGCUCAAACCGCAGACUUUUCGGAGACGCGCUCCAGGGCAUUGGAAGUAUGCCAGGGGAUGAUUCGCAAGGUCGGCAGAGAUUCUCGCUUACUGACCGUGACGGAGUACUCAUCUUUUUUACAGGUGGUCGUUGAGUCAUCGCCUCAACAGAUGCCUACAUGGACAGUUGAUUGGUGGAAAGCUGUUGUAGCCAGCUACCAAGCCGGACUGCAGAACCAUGUCUCGGUUGAGUUGAUGUGGAGCUUCCUCUGCAGCACGACUUCCAUUUGGCAUAGUCGUCUGCACUCUUCCAUAUACCAGCAAAUGGUUGGGAUAUUGCGCCAUCUGCUGGCCAAUGCUGGGUCUCAAUCACCCCUCUCCUUCUCCUCGCUGAUCAAGCUCACUGAUGACGUUGCUCCACUGAGGAAAGUCCUCAUUGAAAUGCCUGAGUUCCUAUCUUCUCUUCCACCCUUGGAAACUGUGAGCAGCAGAGAUGAAGCAGAGCUCAUCAUGGACUUCUUAAAGAGCAGUCGUCUUGAGGGUGAUGUCCGUUUGUCUUCAUCCUUCGUCGACCAUCUUUCCCCAGAGAGCUUGCUUCAAUGUGGAAAUGUACUGGCACUGGACAGAGUGAUUGUCCCAAAGGAUGCCCUGUCCUCUCUGGUCCGUCGCGUGCGAACGAUGGAUUUAUCCAGGCUGUCAACUGCUCAAGCCUGGUCGCUGGCUAAUGGGAUCGAUGCCCUGGGUGUUACGAAUCAGGAGGUGUAUUGUGCGCUCCUGAAGCAAAUGGGCCAGGGAGCGUUGACGUUCAGGGAUGCAAGUAAUCCACAGCUGCCUGGCUUUGCUAGGACGAUAGCUGCACGGCUACAUGGCCCACACUACCAGGGUCAUAUUGUCCUUCCGGAGGUUCGACAGUUCUGGAAGAAGUACCGAGUUCACGCUCACUAUUCAAUUGAGAAGCAAUGGUUUAGUCUACUCCAGAUGAAUGAUGUAGCAAGUUUCCUGCGCUUGCUUGCUCCCAUGUGGGAGUUAGCUGAGUCCGCUCAGUCUGAGACUCUAAAAGUGUAUAUCGUUGAAACACUGUCACCGCUGUUUGCCAGUAACUCAUGGCUGCAAGUCCUACCAGAACUUGACUUGAGGGAAGUCCUCCGAGUCAGCUCGUCGCAUCUUUGUGGCCAUCCAGACCUGUCCCGUGACAUUAUUAUCAGCCUGGCUACCCUCCCUAGCAUGGUUAAAAAGAAGUACGUGCCAAUCAUCGCUGAACACUGCCUGGAGACAUCUGACAAGGAUGCCUUUCGUGUAUUCUACACUUCGCUGGGAUCAUCAGUGACGGGCGCAUUGGUGGCGUUGAAGCUUGAAUCUCUCUUGAAGUGCUUUCUGGCAAUGAUUCAGACGAACGUUAUUGAUAUUCCGGAACAUCAGCAAGUUCUUGAAUUGUAUCGCAAUGUCUUGCUGCGAAAGAUCAGCACUGCGUCCGUAAACCAGUACUGCGUGCAGGCUGACAUGGCUCAGCUCAUGUCCGUCAGCUCGGCGUGUCUGAACGACCCCAGCGGCAGGCUGUUCUACGCGUGUGCACCGGCCGCCGUCAGCCAGCAAGCUGCCUGGGCAGAGCUGCUGCGCCCGCUCCAUGAGGCCGCCGUCGCCCAGAAGAUCGACAAUCGCCAACCGCACCUCCUGCGCCAGGCCGUACAGCUGUCAGCCGCCAAUGGCAACACGGAAGCAUGCCGUCGGCUUCUUCUGGUCAUUUCUGACUUUCUCCUAUCUGAGACGGAUGCGUUGACACCAGAGACGCUUAGUGAGGCCAACGUGUGCCUCCGGACGGCCUUGAUUGAUGAUGUUAAUACUGCUGAGUUUGAAGUCCUUUCAGGCCAUUUCCAGAGUGUUGCUGAGAGGCUCGCGUUGCUUGCUGCGCGUGACUACGCCAAGUGGAGUAAGGCUGUCAUCGACUUUGUGCGACAUGCAACUAGAGUGAAGGUAAUAUCUGACCCACUUGUGGAUUUGAUGUGUUUAGCAGUGGUCAACAAGGAGCUUGACAUAUGGCAGAUCGUACCAGUGUUUAUAGAUUUGAAUCGAGAUGUCCUGCCACUGUCACUCAGUGAGCCGCUACUAACUGCGCUUGGUGAUCGCGCAACGGUGGCCAAGAACGUAACUUUGAAGACUCUACCGUUCCUGGUGCGCUGGCUGCCAGGCCUUUUCGUGCUAGGGGACGCAAAGGCAAACGCGAUGCGUUGCUUGCGUGACUUUGUGCUUAGCGAGCAGCACAUGCACGAUGAGGCGUUCGUAGGCAACGCAGCUGUAGAGUUACUAGGCUGUAUGAUGCUGCAGACUGGACUGAACUCAGCGGACAUGCAACCACUUGUAGCAAGUAUCCUGUCGUUGCCGAACUGGUGCCUGCGUACGCUACGCCUGGAGUCGUGCAAUCGCAUCUUCCUGCUGCCCGCACUGAAAGAUCUGACUGCUGAAGAUGUGCACCCAUAUCAUGACUGGUUUGUUCACAUUCCUGACCUGCUCUACGUGGAGCUGUCUGAGGUGUGGAAACGACGGUCGUUUCCCUUUUUUUCACAGAAGCACGAACAGGCCAAGCAGUUUUCAGAUAUCUUCAACUUCUUUCAAAGUGCCAGCUAUGCCAUUGUGGCGGGCCUUGUUUGUGGCACACCAGUUCACGCGCCCUACGCCUUUGACAUGCAGCCGGAGGACACGCUGCACAUGGCAUUCAACACUGUAUCGGAGAGCGAGCCGGGUAUGCCCAUGAACUGUCUGCUACGCCUGGUGGCGGCUGGCCUGCUGGACGCGGACGUCAUGCGCCGACCGGAGCGACACUUCAUGUUCGAGACGUGCCUGAAUGCACUGACCGAUGGGGACCUGUUCAAAACGAAAGUGUCUGAUCAUGGAUUUCACUGCAAUGCCACCGCGCUGCUUAUCGCCAUCCAGCUCCACAAACACACGGCUGCAUGUGCUGACAAGAAGCAGUCGUCGCUGGCCAACACUCUCGCACAGGUGGAAAAGAAUGUCCGCGAUGCCGUGGACUUGAAUGAUGGCACAACCAAAAGCAAGUUCAUGGCGAAUCGCGUUAGCCUGUCCAAGAGUUUAGCGUCACUCUUCCAAGACAAGAGCUGCGUAGUUGAUCCAGCGCGUCUGGAUCUGCCCAUCAACGUAGCGGCAGUGUGCGCUCUGGAUGAUCAAGGCGUGCCAGUGGCGGUCGAGGAGGAGGAAGUGGAAUCCGAUUCACGUCCCUCGCCGGAUUCGCAAACGGCGUUGUGGCCCGACGCUGCUCAGUAUCGCAUUGCAAUGGUGGUAUCGCCGGAACGCGAAGAGGCGACUUCAGAAUUUGCUAGCAGCUUGGAUGAGCUGCUGUUGAACUACGCAGUAAAGGAGCAGCUUAAACAACUGGACUUUUCCUGUGUUGAUGUGCCUGCUGAUUUAGCGAGGAGGCAGAUGAGUCUUGAAGGAAAGUAUGUAGAGGAUGCUGAGCUGUCGUACGUAGCCCGCGAGCGCUUGCGUCAGGUUUUAGUAAAUACGGUCCGUAAUGCUCCCAGGCGCGUUAGUGCUGCUAACGCCAGUACCAAUGCCGCAGUGGCUUGAUCCGGUUGAGUGACGACAACCACCGAAGACAUCACCUUGAAUGAUGUUUCUACAAGGUGCAGGAUGAAGAACGUCCUCCGCGCUGGGCUAAGCAUUCGAAAACAACAUUGUUUUUGUUCUGCUCCGGUGUGGCAAUAACACCAUGCAGCAUGUUGAGUGAAUUCUUCUAUAGUCCACGGAUCGGCUUUACUGGGUUACUGUAUGCAAUGGCAAUAACAGUAGCAACAAUGCCACCUCUAGUAACACCACCACUGCCACCACCAAGCAUCAUCAUCGCUACCACAACAGCAGCAUCGGCACCACCACCACCAGCAGCCGAUAGUUGUUAGAACCUAACAAGGCCAAUGCCAGCAGCCCGAACAGCUCCGGCAGCACACAGCACGUCGUCGUGUGAUUGAGUUCAGUUUUGCGCCAACCCGCUGCACACGGCUAACUCUGCCCUGCCCGCUGACUGCCACACACGUACUUGACUGGCAUCUUGGCCAGCCAUGCACCAGCCACUGACUCUGGCCAGUGCUUGAGACCAAUGUGUUUCCCCUCAGUCUAGCAUUGUGGAAUGAAUGCCUUCUAUUCGGUGUGCGCUCUGAGUCCUGACAAUGUCCUGCUGUACAUUCAGCAAACAUGGAGCAAAUAUUCUGCAGCCUAGCUGGCUGAACACCUCCUGGGGAGCCUGGGACUCAUGUGGCACCGGCUGCAUUUACAAGUGCACCUUUGGAUGUACCCACUUCUCCACGGUCCUCUCUAACAGUUCUAUGGUGUGUGUCCAUCUUGACCUGCCACCCCUGAGGUCCUGCCAUUUUCUUGCGUGAUUUUAGUCACGCUGCAGUGUAACUAUCUGCCACCGCCGGGGGCAGAUGCGGAAGUGGAUGGCGCAGAUUGAGCCGCCACUCCUGCAAGGUUACACGGAGAGUGCAUGCAGCGGAGAAGAUUCGAUACCCUCUAGCAACCCUGGUAGCCUCCCUCGUACAGUGCGAUCACAACUUGGCACCGUCAGCGUAGAACAAGACGAUGUGGCGUAGUCUCUUGCUACCUCCGUCACAGUUCCUACCGUUCUUGAAUCACCAAGCCGCCGCCCUGCCAUACAAGGACAUUUGUGUGGCCCUUGAUUUUUAUUAGGCAACACACCUUUUUUUAUGUGCUGCUCAGCACUCAUGUUCUAUUUCUAGGCUUUAGAAGCAUACAGCAAGUAUGCUUGUGGUAUGCGUAUCACCAACCUCUGUAGUUUGCACCAUAUCAGCUGUGCUGACUUGAAAAUUUAGUUUUAAAAUAAACAUUCUCUUCUUCAGAAUAAUAAUUUGUAAUUUUGUAUCCUCUAUGCUUAUUUAUCACACCAGUACCUGCAUGGCAUGGUCUUGUUGUCCAGUGUCAUUUCAGUUGUCCUCUUCCCCUGAUUAUUAGUAGGGCUGUGUUUGCUAGUAAAAAAAUAAUAAUAAAAAAUGGCUGCCAACCAUGAUCGUCUUUUCCGCUCAGGCCUUUAGAUAAGGUCAUGAUGGCUAGCUACGGUACAUUGUA